GGCACAAUGAAAACAUAGCUACGGGGAGGACAAGUGAAAAUAAGAAACGAUGUUUGAUAUGUAGAACGACUUCUUUGUUUGUACAGGAGCCUAUUCGAGAGCACCGAGACAAUUUACCACGAUAUAUAAGCAAUUACAUCAUCCUCGACCCGCGUAGUAGAUUGGAACUGCUUGGAACUACCGUUCCGCCCCGCAUAGUGAAAAGUCCCGGACCUGCCAGUCGCGGCUCGACGAAACGUUUCGACGAGACCAGAGAACGGAACCGGAAUCAUCAUGCGGAUGAUCUAGACCAGCAUCAGCAACCAUGUCGCAGAAGCCGAAGAAGGAUUUUUAUCGGACGUACCAGACGUCCGAUUCGCUGAGCUUUCUUGACGCCUCACUAGUCAAACGUUUGGAGCCAUUGCUGGCACAAAGAGACCGUCCAGGAUGCGUCGACUUGCCUUCUUUCGUAUCGAUGAUCUACGACCUUGCUUCGAGGAACUCCGAUUUGCGGAAAGGUGAGGAACUAAGCUACGUGGAGUGUCUGUGCGUGCUCUUUCAGGCAGUGGCGGAUUCCCAGGUGCUGUUGCCGGGGAUCGAUGCACCUGAAGCGCUUAGCUUCAAUGAACUGGAUUGGUCCUGGGUUACGGAUUUUUUUAUUCGAGAGAAGAUUUCCUCAGUCAAAAUCAAAGACCCGAAUGAGGAGGAGGAAGCGGGUGCAGCAGGCGCGCAGGGGGGGAGCGGAGGGGAAGGACAGUACUUACUAUUUUUUCUCGUCUGACCACGGUCGUGACUUGUAGUACAAGUAGGAGGUGCAUCUUCUAUCUUUCUAGUUUCUACCUGUUGUAGUAGAAGUAGAACAACUAGAUGUCGCUUCUCAACAUCAAACCCUGCUCCACAGACGCGACGCUCCUCGUUUUACUGUCUCCAAGAUCGCGGAUUAUUCUACGCAUCCCGGUGACGUCUGUGCUCUGAUGGCUUGGCACCGAUGGGGCCUCAUCCUUUCCGCUGAUCGAGAAUAUCCUGCCGUGAAAGUCUAUGACCCCUAUCAGCAGCCUCACGGUCCGCCAAUCUACUGCGGAGAUCUCCCGUUUUUUCCGUACAAUAUGUCUGGCGGAAGCUUGAUUAGGAGGAGUGACGUGACGUUGCACGACUUUAUCCAGAACAUGUGCACGCCCCCUACAGCCAUGGACGUAAAGAAGGGCUCGAAGCUGAAGGAAGAGAGGAUUAUGGGUACAGUAAUUGUUGACUUUCUCAGUUGUAAUUGUUGACUUUGAUGACUGCUUGAUCUUCAUGGGCAUUUUUCGUAUAAUUUCAAUUCCUUUAUGGUUCACUUCCUUCUCCUUGGUGUUGAGCCUGGAUGUCUCUAUCUUCUUUGUCCACCUCAUUCAAUCGUGCUAAUGACAACUGCAAGCGGAAUCAUAGGAUCACCCCCAAGCGCGAUCACAACAUCUUCACCAACCAUUCUUGCAUGCUUACGACUACACUAACGUCACCUAUCUCGUCCGACAGCACCACUGACUCUUACAAUACAACAGUUCCCCCACGUCAAGUCGUGUACCCGCCGAAAGGCGCCUUUCCGAUUAUGGUCGCUGUGGAUGAGAAAAACGACACUUUAGGAGUCAUCUUCUCCUCCAGACAUCUCUGUUUUUGGCAGUGCGGCGACGGCGGCCUACGACUUACUGCUAUUUACCCCGUCCACACAGCUUUCACCGGUCUUUGGUACGUCGAGAAAUCGCUGGGUGAGUGGAUAGGCGCUUUCGCUGAUUUCAACUUAGGUGUCUACAAUCGAGAACAACUCCGCUUAAAGUACGGUUCGCCCAUGUCCUUUUCGCUGGUGCCGCAGAGGUCGAACGCGGAUGUGAAGCUCGUAGCACCCUUGGCGAUUUUACGUGGCCACAUGGAUCAAGUGGUAAUGAUUAUCCCGAUUCAAGAGGACUACAUGGCCAGCGCGAGCUACGACUGCAACGUGUUGAUAUGGGAAAGGAAGACAGGUGCGCAAAUGAAGCGAAUAAGUAGCGGCGUAGGGCUACGAGGAAUUGCAUACAACUGGACUAUGGUAAGUAUAUCUUAAAAAAUCAUGUUGAUUAUGUUUAACACCUUGAUGAAGUAGAAGAACACUACGGUUGUAUAGAUACGGUUGAGUACUCAUGUCCGACAACUCGAUCAUGCGAGUGUAUCUCAAUUCGUUUCUCAACCUGGCUCUCCAGGAUCUCCUGAUGACAGUCGGUUUUGCUCCAGAAGCUAGUUUGUACCAGUUGGGCAAGAUCGAUGACGGCAGUGCCACGAGCUCCAUCAAGCGCGCUGGGGUCUUGCGCGGUCACAUUUCUGGGCUGACCUGCUGCGCAUUCAUGGGUCCUCACAUGGCUAUUACCUGUGACGACGUCGGCUACAUCCGCCUGUGGGACCUCAAGAAUGGACAAAAUUCCUGCUUCCAGAUGAUUCAGAGCGACACUGUCGCACAAUCCAUAGCCCUUGUGCAUCGAUUGGAAGAAGGCUACGUGAAGAUGGGGCAUUUCAGUCGUCAAGCAAGGGAAAGGGCUGAGUUCACUCUGCAAGAAUUGCUCACACAGCAGGAGGAUAGCGAUUUCGUGAUUGGCGGAGAGCGACUUCUCAAAAUCAGGAAAAUGGGACAGCACCCGCAAGCGGGAAACAUACCACAGAUCAUCUUCGCGGAUAUCUGCUACCUGAAUUAUGCCAUCCACCAACUGCUUUUUCUCAAUCAGUCUCUUCCUAGUAUUAUAAAUGGAUCAGGACCAGCAGGCUUCUUUUCGAAAUCCCAUUAACUCUAAUGAGUAUGAUUUAUCAUUUGAAUCUGCUCGUGAUAGCGCUAGUGCUACUCCUACUUUGCUUGUUGUGCUACACAACGUACAUCAACGUUCACUAUUCAACGUUCACUACUCCUGCCUCUUCUAAUCACCUCACAGUUUAGUCGUCGUAACAGAGCAGUACGUGUACGCCUUCCAUGCAGAGAGUGGGGUGCAGUUACGCGCAGUGUCUGCCCAGCAAAUUUUCGCAGAUGCAGAGGAUAAGGUAGCUGAGAAAGAGCGAGACAACUACGAGAUCGCGCGUGAGCAUGCGGAGGAAAGUGCGGCUCGUGGAAGCCGUUUCGCUUUUCCCGGUAGUGUGCCAGGGAGUCCUACUACAUCCGGAGGUGGCAGUCCUGGAGGCGGCGCCAGCGUUGUUACGGCCCCCACCGGGAAUUUCCCAUUUUGAAAAGCCUCCUGACUCCUGAGGCCUCUCUUCAAGGGAAAGCUAGGUCGUCCAGGAUCACUUUCAGAAUGAAUUCCUGUCUAAUGUUGUCGGAUCUAAUCCCGGAGGAAGAUCAACAACGUCACCGAACGCUGGUGGCAGUAAGAGUGGAGGCAAAGGUGGACUUUUGGGUGAGGAGGAAGAAGGUGCAUCACAGAAGACGGUUUCGCGAGAAGCUGACUCAAGGCUUCAAACUUCAGUGGAGCGAGCAUUUACAACGGAAAUAAUGGGGAAGCGCGUGUACAGGAAGCAGGAGCUGAAGAAACUAGCUUUGGAGCGGAAAUAUGGCGUAGGCUUUGAUAAAAAGAACAAGUUUAGCAAGACUUCUAGUGCCGGAUUUUUCGGUGGUUUGUUCGCGCCAGAGGUGAGCUCCCCGUCACCGAGGAGACGGCGACGGUCUGGGUCGCACAUGAACAGCGAUGACAGCGAUACGCAAGGCGGAGGACGUGGAGGAAAAAAAGGUGGACGUGGUGAGAGAGGAGCUGGAGGCUUAGGCGGAAACACUAUGAACAGUACUAGCACAAUGAGCGACCAGAAAAGCCAGAUGAGUAAGACGCAUAGCGGUAGUUUUUUUCGCGGACGGGCAGGGAAAAAGUCACCGCAUUCCUACAGUUCCGAAAGCGAAGCUGAUGACCUCGAUCUAGACGAGAUCAAUGAGCACUUGCUGGAAGACAAUCAUCAAAUUCGCAAAGACAAUCGCGGAAUGGAGACAAUUAGCUCUGCAUGUUUUGACGCGACACAAGCGAGGCUUAUUCUAGGAAGCGAUCGUGGCAAGAUUAUCAUAGUCGACAACAAGCGGUUUCAACCGGUGUGUCCUAGAUUGAGGAAUACACACAUGGCAGGAAAAAGCGUUACGCAUUUAGUGUACAUUCCGCAAACGGCGACGAAUAUUGGGCACUACAGGUAGUAGGUCUCAAAGUUCAAAGAAGCUUUUCAGUUUGCGUACUUAUUUUACCCAUAAUUCCUAUGUAUAUGUAAGAAGUAAUCUUCCUCGUAGUGUACUAGGACGAAGUCCAUAAUCUUCAAGAAGAUGAAGUCUUAGGUAGUCCAUCUUCUUCUUCCCUGAUGCUGAUCAAGUCGAGAGACACGAUGAAACUUCCAACCUGCAGGUACUACAACUACGGUCUCCAGAAGGGUGCCCAUAUCGCUGAGAUCCAGCACAUGAUGCAGGAACCUAAGAAUUAAGGGUUCCCACAUUACAUCCUUCACUAGCAUCCCUGACUCUUUUUUCAGUAGGAAAUGAGUCAGGGAUGUUCUGAGGAAUGUAAUUCCGUAACCUCUAAAAGAAUCAGCAGUUUCUACCCUCAGUGGAGCACUUCCUCAGACCCCCGCUGAACCUUCCAGAAGGUCUAAUUGCAUCUGGCGGCUCUGACGGCACUAUCCUUCUCGUGAGCGACAAUCCCGCACGUGGAUACCCCCUGCAGUUUCGUCUGACGUAUUCCCAAGACGCGUGUAGACUGAAGAACCUGUUCUUCGACUUCGAUUCUGGCUACUUGGUCAGUGUAACUGACAGCUACAUCAAAUGGUGGGAGCCGCACUUGGACAACGGAGAACCAGCAAGAACGAUACCUUUGACCCAGAAGAAUCUACAUGCAUUGGGUGUGGCGAAAGGAGAGCCCAACGCUGCCGAUCCAGCAUUAAGGCUUGACGUACUUACAACAACCUUCUUUGCCUUUUGCAAUAAAUGGUUGUACUCUUUUUGUUGGUUUUACAGAUUUUGAGCCAAUAAGGUAGAAGCCGCAUAUGCAGCUUGAUAACGACUGGCCAAUUAUACGGUAGAAGCCGCAUGUGCAUGUGCUUGAUCGAGUAUGAAUUGCUACCAGGAUUAGUCUCUAUGGGCACUACGGACAGUGUCAUCAGGGGCACAUACAUGAGAUGGGAAGAUACACAUAUCGCAGUCGAGAUCAAUUCCUUUCUUUAUACAACGUGUAUUCUUACACUUCUAAACCUUUCUUUAUCUUUGUCUUCUCUUUUUCCUUGUUUUUCACUUGUUUUUUCACUUCAACAAAGAACCGAAACAGAUGCCCUGGGAAGAUACAACGUGUAUCCUUACACUUCUAAACUAGGGAUCCGUUAGCUUUGCCACGACUGGCGGUAUAGCUUCAUCCAGUGCUUUGGGUGGAGACGGACCUGGUGGCGUUGUGGUAGGAACGGGAGGCGCCGCAAGUAGUACUGGCUCUAUGGUUCUUGGAGGACCAUCUGGUGGAGGAGGUCUUCUUGGCGCACAACCUGGUGGAGGAGGUCUUGUUGGGGUACAAAAUGGUGCACUUCUAGCCUCUUCUCUAGUAGCCUCUUCUUCGUCCGCUCCCGGUGGCGGUACACCUCAACAGGCGUUGCCAAGGUAUCUGCCACUCCGCAGUGACCAGCUGAUCGGGUCAGCGGCGUUGAGGUGGCGGCGGUACAACAACAAUCUGGCUUUCUCGGUGGAUGCCACAACUGGCGAGAUUUUUUGUAUCAACAUGGAGCGGGGUGAAGUCGAGACGAGGUUCCAUCAUAGGAAAACCAUCAUACACAAAGACGAAAUACACGAUGUCCAGUUCAAGACUACGGCGAUGUGCCUAGUUUUAAGGCUCACCCUAAAAAUCCAUCUUCUGAAGCAUCAUCUUAGACCUGUCCCAUAAGGCGGGGAAAAUAGGGCUAAGAUGAAUCAAUCCCGCGAUGGAUUAGGGUGAGCUCUAAUAGUUGAAUGGGACGUGAACAAGCUCGAGUGGGCUGACCCAGCAAAAAAAUCGGGGCCAGUCGCCUUUUCACAACGCCCGCCAACACAAACGCCGCCAAGUACAGCGGAGCGAGAUGCGACAAGAGGGAAAAGACCGAGUCUUGCAGAGCUAGAGAGCUUUCCGAAUCCAAGUAGGGCUUCGAGUGGAAGUAUUCAAGUGAUAGAUCUUUUUUCAAAUCCAAGUAGGGCUUCGAGUGGAAGUAUUCAAGUGAUAGAUCUUUUUUUUGCCCGGGUCUACAUACUUUGCCAUUCUUCCCAACAUUUCAUCAAAUCAUUUCUUCGUGAUAUGAAAUUCUGAGAAGGUCAUCAUCUAAGUACUUAUGCGUCAAUAAUCACCGACCACAACACCAAAUCCAGCUCCAAAGUCCGAUCCUGGAUCGCUUGGCCAAUUUCCGUAUUUCAAGGAUUUUCAGAGAGUCUUAG
Messenger RNA from Amoebophrya sp. A25, 6373 nucleotides. Lineage: Eukaryota; Dinophyceae; Syndiniales; Amoebophryaceae. The record is from the annotation of a GenBank genome assembly.